Molecule: messenger RNA, 3777 nt
Organism: Helianthus annuus (common sunflower)
Lineage: Eukaryota; Viridiplantae; Streptophyta; Magnoliopsida; Asterales; Asteraceae
Exons: 8
Coding region: 1-3777 (1258 amino acids)
Biological process (GO): DNA repair; telomere maintenance
Molecular function (GO): DNA helicase activity
Source: RefSeq, a predicted model, not a curated record
AUGGAUCCAGUUCUGAAUUCAAAUGUUGUGGAAAACCAAGCAUGCAAGAUUGAAAAUUCUAAGAAUCAGUUGCAUGAUGAACAAGCUUCUAAGGAUCAAGGUGAUAAAAGUGUCGAAAUAAUUUCUCACGGUGCCAUGUUUAGUCCUUAUAAGUCUACUCUUCAACGCGAAUUUAGUGAAGAGGAUCGGAAGUACGAGUCUCAAAGGAAGAGAUCCAAGAGACUCACCGAAUGGAAAUGGAGUCAAGUUAUCAAUUUAGAUGAUUCUGAAGAAGAUGAUAAAGAAGAAGAACUAGAAGACACAGCCGAUUCAAGCGCAAAGAAGAAAACCGAAUUAAAAAUUCCUCAAGUCUUAGUAAGAAGUAUUGUAGUGUACGGUAGAUCCGAAUACCCUCAAACUAUUCAACCAUACUAUGGAUGUUACGAUCCAUUAUCGUAUCCUUUAUUCUUCCCUAAUGGUGAGACGGGCUGGCAUCCUAACAUACCACGUGAUGGAGUAUCAAUUAAUAAUGUUCAUAAUGAUUACGACAACAUCGACGAAGAGGCUGAAGGGGCUAACCCACGAGGGGGUAGGAGAACCGUAGCUAUGCGAGAAUACUACUGUUACAAGUUUCAAAUUCGCUCUACUGAAAACGUGCUUUUGCUUGGUGGUAGAUUGCUACAACAAUUCGUUGUAGAUGUUUAUAUAAAGCUUGAGACAUCACGUUUGCAAUUUUGUGAACGAAACCAAAGUAAGAUACGAGCUGAAUUAUACCAAGGUCUUGUGGAUUGCGUUCAUGCCGGUGAGGUUCGUCCUAGCAGAGUUGGACAACGGAUUGUGUUGCCCGCGUCAUUCAUUGGAGGGCCUCGCGACAUGCGACGACGGUUUCUAGAUGCUAUGACUUUAGUUCAAGAUGAUGGCAAACCUGAUUUAUUCCUUACGAUGACGUGUAAUCCUCAAUGGCCCGAGAUAACAUGUAAUUUGAAACCUGGUCAAACUGCACAAGAUCGUCCAGAUCUUGUUUCACGAAUAUUUCGUGCUAAAUUAGAGGAUCUUAAGGAGCAGCUACUCAAGAAACAUUUACUCGGGGAGGUUUUGGCAUACGUUUAUGUCAUUGAGUUUCAAAAGCGUGGUUUGCCGCAUGCACAUUUCCUCCUUAUCAUGCACCCGCCAUACAAAAUUAAUAAUCCAGACCAUUAUGAUAAGGUCGUUUGUGCUGAAAUUCCUGACAAGGUACGACAUCCACAACUACACGAGGUUGUUGUCAAGCACAUGAUUCAUGGCCCAUGCGGAAAUUUACGGAAAGAGAGUCCUUGUAUGCAGGGUGAUCCAAAGGUAUGUCGCUUUCAUUAUCCUAGACAGUUUAAUGAGCAGACAACACAAGGAGAAGAUGCCUAUCCAUUAUAUCGAAGGAGAAACACUGGAAUAACGGUGGACGUACGAGGAAAAACUCUUGAUAACAGAUGGGUUGUCCCUUAUAACCCAAGGCUUUUAAUGAUGUAUAAUUGCCACAUGAAUGUCGAGGUUUGCUCGAGUAUAAAAUCUGUUAAAUAUCUGUUCAAAUAUAUAUACAAAGGGCAUGAUAAACAGGUUAUUCAUGUUGAUCCAGACGCACCAGAUGUUAUUAAUGAGAUAAAGAGGUUUCAGGAUGCACGCUACGUAUCCCCCCCGGAGGCUAUGUGGCGUAUAUUUUCUUUCCCUCUUUCUCAUAUCUAUCCUGCUGUUUUGGCCUUACAACUUCAUCUCCCGAACAAGCAGAUGGUUAGAUUUAGAGAAGAUGAUUCUAUGUUAGCAAUAGUUGAUAGGGAAAGAGAUAAAAGAACCAUGCUGACUGCAUUUUUUGAGUAUAACCAUGGGAAUGAACCAGCAAGGCAAUAUUUGUAUAAGGAUUUCCCGAGAUACUUCACAUGGAAUGCAUCCUCACGUCGUUGGUGUCCUCGUGGUACUAGGCCACAAAGAGGUCGUAUUGUUAGUGCCAAUCCUGCCGAAGGGGAAAGGUACUACUUACGCCUACUGUUGUGUAAUGUCAGAGGACCUACUUCUUUUGAAGAUCUUUGCACGGUUAAUGGUAUUAAGUACACGUCAUUUCGAAAAGCAGCUCUUGAGGUAGGCUUGAUAGAGAAUGAUAAUAGUCUAUCGCAAUGUCUAACAGAAGCGUCUCUAUUUCAGUUUCCCAAUGCUCUUAGAAGGUUAUUCGCAACAAUAAUGAUUUUCUGCGAACCUGGUGAUAUUCGUAAGCUAUGGAAUGAUCACUUUGAUGCACUAUCUGAAGAUCACAGGUUACAAUGUGAAAGUGUGGAACGCGUUCAAAAUAUGGUUCUUACUGACAUCAGGGACAUCCUACAAUCUAUGGGUAAAAGUAUUGAUGAUUUCGAUCUUCCGAAAAUAACAAAGCACGACUUACAAUAUCCAGUUCAUCGUGAGGUGCAAGAGGAGUACGGGAUAGUUGUGGAACCUGAACACUUAUCUGCCAUAGAUGAACUUAAUUCAGACCAGAGAAGAGUAUUUGAUGAAAUCAUGUCACAUGUGGAUAAUAAUAGUCCAGGUGUGUUCUUUAUAGAUGGUCCGGGUGGAACGGGAAAAACAUUUCUGUACAAAGCUUUGCUUGCUCAAGUACGUUCACGUGGUCUUAUUGCUCUUGCGACAGCUUCAUCAGGUGCCGCCGCUAAUAAUAUGCCAGGUGGGAGAACGGCUCACUCAAGAUUCAAGAUUCCCAUUUGUGUUGAUAACAAUUCGAUGUGCAACAUAAAAAAACAAAGUGGGGCGGCUGAACUAAUUAGGUCCUCAAGGUUAAUCAUAUGGGAUGAGGCAUCGAUGGCAAAACGUCAGGCGAUAGAGGCAGUCGAUCGAACAUUGCAAGACAUUACAGGUGUUCGUCUCCCAUUUGGUGGAAAGAUAAUGGUUAUGGGGGGAGAUUUUAGACAAGUGUUGCCGGUUGUUAAACGCGGAACUAGAGCACAGAUUGUAGACUCCAGCCUGCGGAUGUCGCCUCUUUGGCAUUUGACUAAAAAGAUGCGGUUGACGAUAAACAUGAGAGCGCUAAAUGAUCCAUGGUAUUCUGAUUUUCUUUUAAGAGUCGGUGAUGGGUCUGAAGAAUCAAUCGAAGGAAGCUAUAUUCGCAUACCAGACGACAUGACAAUUCCUUUCAGUAAUCCAGAAAACUCUAUAAAAGAAUUGAUCAAUGUAGUCUUUCCGUCAAUUCAAAGUAAUGUAUAUUCUUCUGAUUAUAUAAUCUCUAGAGCAAUAUUGUCCACUAAAAAUGACAGUGUUGACGAGAUCAAUGAUCAAAUGAUUGACAUGUUUCAAGGGGAUGAAAAGGUUUACUAUAGUUUCGAUGAAGUCGAAGACGAUCGUCACAACUUCUAUCCGGUCGAGUUCUUAAACUCACUAACUGUUAGUGGUCUGCCGCCUCAUAAACUUCGUUUAAAAAUCGGUUGCCCUAUAAUAUUGUUGCGGAAUAUCGAUCCAUCACAUGGUUUAUGUAAUGGCACAAGAUUGAUAUGUAAAGGCUUCCAGCGUAAUGUUAUUGAUGCAGAGAUAGCUGUCGGGCAACAUGCCGGAAAAAGAGUAUUUUUGCCAAGAAUCCCUUUGUGUCUUUCUGAAGACGACAUGUUCCCGUUCAAGCUAAAAAGAAAACAAUUCCCCAUUCGACUUAGCUUUUCCAUGACAAUCAACAAAGCUCAAGGUCAAACAAUUCCGCAUGUUGGUGUUUAUCUUCCGGAUUCAGUAUUUUCGCAUGGACAACUUUAUGUCGCUUUAUCAAGAGGGAUAUCACGUGCUAAUACAAAGGUUGAUUAA